This is a messenger RNA of Cydia splendana, 6116 nucleotides long. RefSeq names its product supervillin (gene Svil). The coding region runs from base 377 to 4480 and encodes 1367 amino acids. Gene Ontology annotation, molecular function: phosphatidylinositol-4,5-bisphosphate binding; actin filament binding. The transcript has 13 exons. Gene Ontology annotation, biological process: barbed-end actin filament capping; cytoskeleton organization; actin filament severing. Lineage: Eukaryota; Metazoa; Arthropoda; Insecta; Lepidoptera; Tortricidae. Gene Ontology annotation, cellular component: actin cytoskeleton; cytoplasm. The record is from RefSeq and is a predicted model, not a curated record.
CAUCCGAGAUGUGUCAUAAGGUUGCGGCUACCGCGGCUGUGUUUACACGCGCGGGGUGCGCGUGAGUCACUAGAGUAGUCGUGUCCGCUGCCAGGUGAUAACGCACUUGUUCAACCAGUGCGUGUUUGACCAGCUGUAACAUCAACCGCUUUGUUAUUGUUUUCCGUUCCGCCCAUUACGCUAGCCUAUCAAUUGCUUAGCCUAAUGAUUAUUCAAUUUUUGAAUUAGGUGCGGUGCAUAACUGUGAAGAUUGCAAGUAACUUUGAUUGCUUCAUUGGAACUUUAUUACAAAUGGAGCGUUAAUAGUGCGUUAAUUGUGGUGUCGCCACGUAAAACAAAUUCUAGUCAGUGAUGUGAUUUGUGGGGAUUGCUCAAAAUGUUUUACGAAGUGUUGCUUGGAUUGUGCUUGCUGGCAUACAUGGUAUGGAAGAUUUUGGUGUCGAAACAGCCACCUGAAAUAAAGGAAGCCAUUAAAGAUAAUGUGAUCGGUACAACGUUAACACCAAAAGAGCAAGAUGUGGAACCAGCAAGCCUGGAUAAAAUUAAUGAAGAAGGUGAAAAUAAACUGCCAGAAGUGCUUGCUGCAAAAAUUAUCGAAGAAGUUACUCAUUUAGAAGAUAACAAUAAUGGCAUCAACCAGUUGCAAAAUUUAAACAUAGCUAGUUUGAAUACUGAAGACAAAGUUUCACCAAGCACGUUACUGAAGCAACAACAAGCCAAACUUCUUAACGAUAGAAUAUUCAAGCGAGAGAGUCCGCCAAAGGAACGAUUGACUGAGUUCCUCGAGAAAACUAUUUUAAAUGAUGACAAAAUACAAACGAUUAUACAAAACCUGUCUCUAGAUAAAGCAGAGGCCGAACACGAACCCCAAAUACUGGAUUUUAACAUAACGCCUGUAGAUUUGAAACCAGUUAAGCCAACUAUAAGUGAUAGGGCGAUACAAUUGCAAGAAUCAAUUGACAAAGCAUCUGACAGAAUAAAACAGUUGAAUACAAUUAAUUUGACUAAAGAGCCUGUCAUCGAACAAGAUGUGUGUGAUGAGGUGAACGGGGUAGAAGAGAAACCUUUUCUGAAACGUUUACAAAAACAAUCCGGGUUCCCAACUGGUCUUAAUUUUGGAUCAGUUAUAGGCGAACUGAAAAAUAAAACGAAGAACGGCGGUUUGAAGCCUGUGUUCAGGAAGUUUGAUCUGGAGGCCGCCGAAAACGACAAGGACUCUCUAAGCGCUGCUGUCGAUGAGAAAAAGAAAGUGCAGGUAGACGACGAGCUUGGGAACAACAUCCUUGCUGAUAGGAGGAAUAAGCUCGAAACUGCUGCACAGGGAUGGCGCAAACGCGUGCCGCAAAGCGAUGCAUCCCUAUUCACGGUGGCGGGCCGGCUGGAGCGCGACAAAGUUACCACCACACCGCCGCUGACUCCGCCACCUGUCUCCACCCCAGCGCCGAUGACGCCGUCAUCACCUGGCAUCCCUGUCGCCAACAAGUUCAGAUCUCGCAAGCAAGGCUCCCCGACCAACGGUUUCCUCUCGGGCCCGCUCCGUUCAGCAUCGUGCGCCGUCGUGUGCCCGGACAAGCAGCCGAAGGAGGAAGCCAGGAAACCGGACCGGGAGUCUUUUAAACGCAGUCACAGCGUCAGCGAAAGCAUAAGCAGCCGACUUGAUGAGAAAGAGGAAUCGCCCGGCGCCGAAAAGUCCGGCUGCCCGGUGCGAGUGCCGCGCGCCGACGAUGAGACCUUCCACGCGUUCUUUACUCCAGUUAUGGAAAAAGAACGAACGGCUGACAACGGUGUGGACGUCGACCUCGACGCUAUUGAUAGCAGCUCGCGGCAGAUGUUGGCCAACGACUGGGCUCGGCGAGCGAAGCGGGAGCGCCGCCACGCCGCGUCCCGCAACCCGCUGCGGGCGCUGGCCGCGCGCACCGACCUCCGCCAGGAGUACUCCCCGCCGCCCUCCACCAACAUCAGGGAUCAACUCAUCAAGGAGAAAGCAACGGCCAACUGCGGCUUAGCGGCAGAAGCGUUAGCGGCCCUGGCGACGAAGGAGGACUUUUCAAACGUGGCGCUUCGAAGCGCCUCCUCCACCGUCAUCCCCAGCCAGGGCACCAAGUCCGUCAUGCUGCUGCACGUCAAGGGCCGGCGAAGAGUGCAGACGAGAUUGGUGGAGCCCGUGCACACGAACGUCAACCGUGGCGACUGCUUCGUCUUAAUCACGCCAGAUCAGCUGUUCCUCUACAUUGGACAGUAUGCCAAUGUCAUUGAGAGGAAUCGCAGUACCGACGUGGCCCAACACAUCCAGAACACCAAAGACCUCGGCUGCAAGAACUCCCCCGCCAUCAUCAAGAUCGACGAGCAGACCAAGAACUUCUCCAACAAGCACUGGAACCAGUUCUGGUCGCUCCUCGGCCUCACCGAGGGCGUCGAAGACUACAAACCUGUCGAGACAGGACACCCCGAUGAGGACGAGAUAUUCGAGUCCUGCAUCGUACAAACCAACAUGUGCUAUGAGGUUAUUGACGACGAAUUAAUACCUAUUAAAGAAUACUGGGGACAAAUGCCGAAGAUUGCUAUGUUGAACCAGUCAAAAACUAUUGUGUUCGAUUUUGGAUCAGAAAUGUACAUAUGGUACGGGAAAAAUGUCCCGCUCGAAAGCCGGAGGCGCGCUGCCCAACUUGCCCAAGAGUUAUUCGAUGAGGGCUACAAUUACGAAGAAUGCCAUAUCAAUCCUUUAAACGCUGCUACAUAUCAAGGUGCUAGAGAAGAUAGGAGUAGUCCAGAGAAAACGUCGAAAACUAGACCGGAAUGGGCGAUCAUGUCCAAAGUCACUCAGCACAUGGAAACUAUACUCUUUAAAGAGAAAUUCCUCGACUGGCCCGAUUAUACCAGAGUCAUCCAAGUGAAGCCCCAAGAGAACAAAUCGAAUAGCAUAGAAAUAACUCCAUGCGACGCCGAAGAAAUGUGGUCGAAUGAGUACCAGGAUCCAGAUCUCAUUUUAGAAGGAUCCCACGUCGGCCGCGGCACGCAGUACUACGAUAAGGAAAACAUGAGACAUUACGAAAUCAAAACGAAAUCGGUCUCAAAAUGGCUUAUUCAAGAUAACGAUUACCAGAAAGUUGAAAGCCAGGCCGAAAUUGGCGAAUUUUUCUCCGGAGACAGUUAUAUUAUCAGAUGGGAGUACCAGAUUACCGUUUCUGGUAGGGAGCUGAAUGGGAAACCGUCGAAACAUGCUGUGACUGGGAGAGAUCGCUGCGCUUAUUUCUGCUGGCAGGGAAAAGAUGCGUCAUCCAACGAAAAGGGAGCCGCCGCGCUGCUUACAGUGGAAUUAGACAAAGAAAAGGGACCCCAAGUGAGGGUAGCUCAGGGCAACGAGCCACCAGCGUUCUUGAAUCUCUUCCAAGGGAAUCUGGUAGUCCAUCAAGGAAAGAAAAACACAGAUAAAAACAGAUUCAAGCUUUUCGUGACACGAGGAAACCUGUCCAAUGAAGCUUACUUACUUCAAGUUCCCUGCUCAGUCCGACAGCUCCGCAGUCGAGGCUCUCUACUUCUCGUCGACACGGAAAAAGGCCGCCUAUACAUCUGGCACGGAUCCCGCAGCCUCAAACACACCAAGAGCAUAGCUAUUGAAUUAGCCAACAAGCUGAUCGCUAGAAAAUCUAGUUACCUCUUCGGCGCUAAUGUGUCUAAUGUGAUUAUCACUGAGGUCAAAGAGAGCGAGGAACCAAAAGAGGUGUUGGAAGCGCUAGGCGUAGCGAAUAAGCAGUACUAUAAUUCUGUACUAAGUGGGGGGAAGGAGUCAGGUGGGGAUGUGACCCCUAGAUUAUUCCAUUUCACGGAUCUGGGCGGGCAGUUCGAGGCGCACGAGGUGCUGUCGCCGCUGCGGCAUGAGCGGCUGGUGACACCCUUCCCUUUUGAACAAAAGGAGUUGUAUUCAGCGUCGCAGCCAGCCCUGUUCCUGAUGGACGACGGAGCGUCGGUGUGGCUAUGGCAGGGCUGGUGGCCGCGCGGGGAGGACGGGGAACUGGAACCCGCGGAGCGAAAUACUGGUGUAGGAGCAUUCGCAGCGCGCUGGCAAGCGCUCCGCGCAGCGGCCCUGCGCACGGCGGAGGCCUACUGGAUGGCCUCGCGCCGCACCCGACCUGACGUCAAGGUCGUGGCCGCCGGCCUCGAGCCGCAGCCCUUCACCGACCUCUUCGAUACCUGGGCUGAGCACGAUGACGCCGCCGAGGCCAAUAUUGCGCACGGCUACAAGGCGGGCGAGGCGCUGCGCGGCGCGGGCGAGCUGUCGCGGCUGGAGGCGCGCCGCGCCGAGCUGCCGCUGGCCGCGCUGCAGCGCCGCCCGCUGCCCGACCACGUGGAUCCACAUCAUCUGGAGAGCCAUCUGUCGACGCCUGAUUUUUUGGAGGCUUUCGGCAUGACCAAAGAGGAGUUCACCGUGCUGCCGGCGUGGAAGCAGACCAACUUGAAGAAGGACAUCGGCCUGUUUUGACCCGGCGGCGCGCGCGCCGGCUGAUGCCGUCCCGGACCGGACCCGGACCGGACACCGGACCCGGACGACCAGCCGGACUAAAACUAACCGCGGCGGACACCUAUCAUACUUUCGAACAAUUUUUGUCGGAAGAUAUAUUUUCAAAUGAUCACAAAUCUUAUGUAUCUCCUUAAAAAAAGUUAAAAAGUUAACAUUGGAGAAAAAUAUUUCGAAAUAUGGAUAGGUUACCGAUCGCAAUAGACUAGUAAUUUUGUACAACCACAGUUAUUUCGUACUUUUCUACUCGUAACGAAUAUCGUUGAAGGAUUUGAUACAAUAAUCGUAAAGGCACGCUUUAAGUCUGUAGUUCCGAGUGUCGUAAUUUUAUACUAACGGAAUGAAAACUAUGUAUUCUGUCUCGUGAUAUUUUGAUGUAACCGCCGUAGACCGUAGAGUAGGUUUGAAACACGGAUUUGUAUCGGAAUUGCUUAGCGGCCGGUGUCGUGGCCUCUUCCUGUAAAUAAUUGUUUUAUUCCAUAUUUAUUUUUAAAUUUUGUUUAAUAUUAUGAAUUAUUAGAAACGCAAUAUUAACUUUUUAAUUUUAUAUGAAUUUGUAAUUGAUUAACAGUAUUUUUAAUCGGAUCCCUUAAUUAUUGUUACGUUUAACCGCCGACGAGAGAGGGCAUCGAAUUGUUAGCAGUGAUAUUUACGAUAAGUUAGCGUUGUGUCAGUGCGUUUUGCCAAAGAGUUUGAGCUCGGACGACGGUCUGGACCACGAGGCGGUUUUCUGGUCAAGUAUGGUUAUCGGUUAUAAAUCGCUAGGUAUACAACGUAUUUCUACUAUUAUUAUCGCUUUAGGGUAGGAUCCUGCGUCGACGGAGGCGUGGCUCUCGGCAUUGUGAUAUUAACUUGUAUACCGUUGAUUCGCCUGCGAAUUGUUGUUGAUUAAUCGGUACGCGCCUCCGCCCCUGCAGGUUAUAUUUUAAUACAUCACAUAUCUAAUCUACUCAUUAGCUACUCUUUUAUACCGUGCUGUUAGGUGGACCAUUGUAAACCGUUUUAAUAUUACUAAUCUUAUAACGUUCCCUUAUUUUCUGUGCUUUUGGCUUAGCUUGUAGUUAACUGACUGUACUCGACCAUUACAUUGACGUAGCCUGUGACUUUCUGUUGCCAAAAAGCGCGAAAAGAAACGAAUUUGACUAAAAUUUUGUCUUUCGAACGAUUAAGGUUUGUACUUUAAUUUUAACGCUGUUGCUAUGUUGUGUACAAUUUUAGAAGUUUAUUUUUUAUAUCUAGCUUUAUUACGUACGUAAAUGUAUUUUUAAAUGGUGAACCAUCUGAGCGACUUGUGAUAUUUACUGGGUCUCGACUGAAAAAUAUGCCAGUAAUGUAAUGAAGUCGGUUUCUGCCAAUGAGUAGAGUAACUCUUAUGAUCGAGUCAUACUUUAAUGAACUAUGUAUUUGGAUCUACGGAAUAUUCUGUCGCCAUGUAAUGUCAGAUGCAUUUACGGCCGGUACUCUGCGGGCCUACCGUGACAUAGACGUAUCUCUCAAAUCCAAUGUUUAAUGUUUUGCUUUGGUUGUGUUACUUAUAAUAUUAUUAUUGUAUUUGAGAUUUAUUUUGUAUAAUAAUGGUGUAAUAAAUUGAUAAAAUUGA